This is a messenger RNA of Pseudogymnoascus verrucosus, 996 nucleotides long. RefSeq lists its product as uncharacterized. Gene Ontology annotation, molecular function: chitinase activity. Gene Ontology annotation, cellular component: extracellular region. The transcript is spliced from 5 exons. Gene Ontology annotation, biological process: carbohydrate metabolic process. Lineage: Eukaryota; Fungi; Ascomycota; Leotiomycetes; Thelebolales; Thelebolaceae. The record is from RefSeq and is a predicted model, not a curated record. Bases 1 to 996 code for a protein of 331 amino acids.
AUGCUCGCAAUCACUGCUUUGGCCUCCUUGGCGGGCCUGGCCGCCUCGAUGCCGUUGGCAAAUACCGGCCUUAGCUUGGCAUCUAACAACGUCGCUGUGUAUUGGGGGCAGAAUUCCCACGGCCAGGGAACUGGCCCAUUAGCUCAACAGCGUCUAUCUUAUUACUGUGCAAACACUGAUAUUAAUAUCAUUCCCCUUGCAUUUUUAACAACCCUUGCGGAUUUAUCACUUAAUCUCGCAAAUGCCGGGGAUAACUGCACUGCGAUCUCGGGGUCCAACCUUUUCUACUGUUCUCAACUAGAGGCCGAUAUCGCUGAAUGCCAAUCCCAAUACGGAAAGACUAUUCUGCUUUCUCUGGGUGGCUUCACCUACACUGAGGGCGGGUUCCCCUCCCAAGAUGCAGCAGUCACGGCAGCCAAUAAUGUGUGGGCUAGCUUUGGACCCAAAGCGGCCGGCUCUAGCUCCCCGCGCCCCUUUGGAAAUGCUGCAGUAGAUGGAUUUGAUCUCGACUUUGAGACAGUUGUAUCCAAUAUGCCACCCUUUGCAAACCAACUUCGCAGUCUGAUGGACCAGGACUCUAGUUCAACCGGGAAAAAAUGGCUUUUGACUGCCGCGCCACAAUGCCCAUACCCUGAUGCGGCAGACGACCCUAUGCUUAAUGGAACAGUAUUUUUCGAUGCUAUCUGGAUCCAAUUUUACAACAACUACUGCGGUCUCCAGUCCUUUGUCGUCGGCGCUGAGACUCAGAAUAACUUCAAUUUCAACACCUGGGACAACUGGGCAAAAACGGUGUCCAAAAAUCCCAAUGUCAAGGUGUUUGUAGGCGCUCCUGGAUCACCUACUGCUGCUGGCGGUGGAUAUGUGGAUGGAAGCACCCUUUCAGCUAUUAUAUCGUACUGCAAAACAUUUUCUAGCUUUGGAGGAGUCAUGAUUUGGGACAUGAGCCAGAUCUACGCGAAUGAUGGCUUCUUGGCCAAUGUACGCAGCAACCUGUAG